Messenger RNA from Pygocentrus nattereri (red-bellied piranha), 5110 nucleotides. Its product is annotated as astrotactin-2. The transcript has 23 exons. Bases 223 to 4146 code for a protein of 1307 amino acids. The record is from RefSeq and is a predicted model, not a curated record. Gene Ontology annotation, biological process: neuron migration; neuron cell-cell adhesion. NCBI's taxonomy places the organism in Eukaryota, Metazoa, Chordata, Actinopteri, Characiformes, Serrasalmidae.
UCUGCACUGCCGCCUCCUGGCCACACACACACACACACACACACACGCACACACACACACACAAGUAUAGACACACACGCACGCGCGCACACGCGCUAUAAACGACCGUGCGGCUCGCGCGCUCCACUCAGAGCCGAACGAAAGCGAGACGAGAGAGAGAGAGAGAGAGAGAGAGAGAGAGAGAGAGAGAGAGAGUAGAGGGGGGACACCAGGCUGAGAGGAAUGGCGCGUUUCGCCCUCUUCCUCUUCCUCCUCUUCUUCUUCUCCUUCUUCUUCUCGCUGCUGCUGUGCAAAGGCGCGCGGACCGAGGAGGACAGGCACGCGGCGGCAGCGGCGGCGGCGGCGGACAGCAGCGGCGCGUGCCAGCUGAAGACCGUGACCGUGUCCACGCUGCCCGCGCUCAGGGACAACGAGUUCAGCUUCAGCGCGGCUCCAGGCUCGGGCAGCGCGAGCGCAGGUGCAGGGGGGGAGUCCCGGCUGCUGCUGCUGGUCAGGACGGACGUCCCGGGCCACAUCUCUGUACUGGACGACCUGGACAACACGGCGCUGCCCUACUUCACCCUGGAAAUGUCAGGCACCAGUGCGGAUAUCUCCCAAGUGCACUGGAAGCAGCAGUGGCUGGAGAAUGGCACUCUCUUCUUCCACGUGUCCAUGAGCAAUCCGGAGCAGCUGGCCCAGGCCACACAGCCCACAGUGCGAGAACCUGCUCAGGGCCUACAUGAGCACAUGCACCUGCUGCACAUCUCCGUCAUGGGUGGCUUGAUUGCUCUCCUCCUCCUCAUCCUCCUCUUCACUCUGGUGCUGUACACUCGUCAGCGCUGGUGCCGGCGCCGCCGGGCUCCACAGAAAAGUGCCAGCACCGAGGCCACCCACGAGAUCCAUUACAUCCCCUCUGUCCUGCUCGGACCCCCGCAGGCUCGGGAUGGCUUCAGGGGUCCACGGCCCCACCAGCACACCUCUGUCAUUGGUAUGCCGAUCCGUGAGACCCCCAUCCUGGACGACUGUGACUGUGAGGAUGAAGACCAGCCAGGGCAGCUACUGGAUGGAAAGGCCCAGCUGGAGGAGGACUUCAGCAGCCAGGGCACACGCAGCGUGGACAGCCUGGGGAAAGGUGGAGGAGAGUUCAAUCAUAAACACAGCCUGGACAACAGAGUGAUGGACCCAAAGCAGGAGACGGUGGAGGCUCUGAUGCAGAGGUUCAAGGAGAGUUUCCGCACCAACACCACCAUGGAGAUCACACACUUCCAAAACGUCACCCACAGCUCCUCCACCGGCCGCAAACGAGGACCGACUCACAACCGAGCAGGUGGUGUCUUCGGACGUCAGGUAGACCCUGGAUUAGAGGUGGAUGAUGAGAAUCAGAUGAAAUUCUACACAGAACACAGAGGACGCCGCCGCAGCAAAGGUUGUCCACAGAGCCCAAUGAGUAAGGCCACUCUGACGCUGAUCACUGUGAGCACGUGUGUGUUGGCCGUAGUCUACGGCUCUCAGACCACCUGCCCGCUCACCGUUAAGAUCACCCUCCACGUCCCUGAGCACUUCAUCGCUGAUGGGAGCAGUUUCGUGGUCAGCAUGGGCAGUUAUCUGGAUGUGUCGAACUGGCUGAACCCAGCGAAGCUGACCCUCUACUACCAAAACAACUCAACUUCUCAGUGGGUCAGAGAUUACUGUGGUCAGCGGACCACUGAACCCUGCGAACAGCUGUGUGACCAGGACACCGGUGAAUGUGGCUGUUUGGAGGGUUACUCUCCUGACCCAGAACACAAACACCUCUGUGUCCGCACUGACUGGGGCCGCAAUGAAGGGCCGUGGCCAUACUCAAACCUGGAGAGGGGUUACGACCUGGUCACAGGGGAGCAGGCACCAGAGAGGAUCUUCAGGUCAUCCUACAGCCUGGGCCAAGGCCUUUGGCUGCCGGUCAGCAAGAGCUUUGUGGUGCCUCCCGUUGAGCUGUCCAUCAACCCUAUCGCCAGCUGCAAGACGGACGUGCUGGUCACAGAGGACCCGGGGGAAGUCCGGGAGGAGGCCAUGAUGUCCACUUACUUUGAGACGGUGGAUGAUUUGCUGGCAUCAUUCGGGCCUGUGAGGGACUGCUCCAAAGACAACGGCGGCUGCAGGAAAAACUUCAAGUGUGUUUCGGACAGACGGGUGGACUCUACGGGCUGCAUGUGCCCUGAAGGCUUGCGGCCCAUGAAGGAUGGCUCGGGUUGCUAUGACUACUCACUGGGCACGGACUGUACGGACGGUUUUAAUGGCGGUUGUGAACAGCUCUGCCUCCAGCAGUUGGUGCCCCUGCCGGACGAUCCGACGUCCAGCAACGUGCUCAUGUUCUGCGGGUGUGUGCAGGAGUACAAGCUGGCAGCAGAUGGCCGCUCCUGCCUCCUCCUGGCUGAUAACUGUGAAGGGCCCAAGUGUCCACGCCAGGACACACGCUUCAACGACACACUCUUCAGCGAAAUGCUGCAUGGCUACAACAACAAGACCCAACAGGUCAACCUGGGACAAGUCUUCCAGAUGACCUUCCGGGAUAACAACUUCAUCAAAGACUUCCCUCAGCUGGCAGACGGACUGAUGGUCAUCCCCCUGCCGGUCGAAGAGCAGUGUAGAGGAGUGCUGUCCGAACCACUGCCCAACCUGCAACUCCUCACAGGAGAUGCCCAGUUCAGUGAGGGGAUGGGGUAUCCCAUGGUGCAGCAGUGGCGGGUCCGCAGCAACCUCUACAAAGUUAAACUCAGUGCCAUCACACUGUCUACAGGCUUCUCUAAGGUCCUGAAGGCCAUGACGGCAGACAGCACUCGAGAUGAACUGCUCUCCUUCAUCCAGCAGUACGGCAGCCAUUACAUCUCUGAGGCACUCUACGGCUCCGAGCUCACCUGCAACAUCUACUUCCCCAGCAAAAAGACCCAGCAGCAGCUCUGGCUCCAGUAUCAGAAAGAGGCGACAGAUCAGGGCAGCCGGCGGGAGCUGAAGGCCGUCCCGUUCAUCAGCUACCUGUCCGACCUGCUGAAGUCCCAGCUGCUGUCAGAUGACCUGGUGUCUGGUGUGGAGAUCCGCUGCCAGGAGAAGGGCGUGUGCCCCACAGCGUGUCACCUAUGCAGACAGGCAGGACGAGAAAGCCCCAGCCCCACCCCCGUCCUGAUGGAGGUCAGCCGCAUUGUGCCUCUCUACAGCCUUGUGCAAGACAAUGUCACCAAAGAGGCCUUCAAGAGCGCCGCCAUGAGCUCAUAUUGGUGCGCUGGCAAAGGCGAUGUCAUCGACAACUGGUGCCGCUGCGACCUGAGUGCUUUUGGCAAAGACGGCCUGCCCAACUGCAGCCCCCUGAGGCAGCCUGUGAUGAGGUUGGCUCCUCACUUUGAGCCAUCUAGCACAGUGGUGGGUUUGGAGUGGGUGGAUGUGGAGCCUCUGAUUGGCUACAAGGUGGCAGAUUACAUCAUUCAGCACAAGCGUAUUGAAGACCCAUCAGAGGCAGAAAUCUACACAGGAGAGGUGCUGAGUCUGGUGGACGACUUGUUCUCAGGCUUGGGUUCCUCAUGUGUGGUGCCAGGAAGAAGAAGUGGAGAACAUCCUCACACAGUUAUCUACUCACUGAUCUUCAAGUGCCUGGAGCCUGACAGCCUCUACAAGUUCACUCUCUAUGCUGUAGAUAGCCGUGGUAGCCGGUCAGACUCUACCUAUGUGACCGUGCGCACCUCCUGCCCGAUGGUGGACGACAGCAGAGCAGAAGAGGUAGCAGACAAAGUGUACAACCUGUACAACGGCUACACCAGCGGCAAGGAGCAGCAGACGGCCUACAACACGCUGAUGGAGAUUACACCGCCCAUGCUGUACCGGGUGCAGCACCAUUACAACUCGCACUACGAGAAGUUCGGGGACUUUGUUUGGAGGAGUGAGGACGAACUGGGACCCAGGAAAGCUCACCUGAUCCUGAGGCGUGUUGACCGGAUCAGCCUGCUCUGCCGCUCUCUGCUGCGGAGCGGCUACAUCCAGAGCCGGACGGAGAGCGUGCCGUAUGUGAUGUGCCGAAGCGAGGAGGUGCGGCCGGCGGGCAGCGUGUGGCACAACUCGCUGCAUGACACACGGCUGGCCUGCGUGGAGAAACUGCUGUCCGUCCAGCGCAACAUAUAUGGCAAGUCCAAACUGCGGUGAGACACGGUCCGGACCUUUCGGACUUCUCCUCGACCUCUCGCUCACUCCGGUCUCUCAGUUGACUGUUCUUUUUUCUAAAAACCCAUACGAAGUCUGAGACUGUUCAACCUUUUCACAAAAAGAGAGAAGGGGCUUUUUUUUCAAUGCACGGCCCUUCAAACUGUUUUUUUUUUUUUUUUUCCAGCGAGGAGAAGCAGGUAGCAUUAGCAGCCUGGAGAAUAACAGCUGAUUUGAUUUCUACUUUUCUUUUGUAAGGACUCUGGUUGUGAGAGUGGCCAAAGCACUCUUACAAGCACGCUGAAUAAAGGGAUGCAUCGAAACGACUUGAUUCAAAUGCGCGUCAUUUCCACAUUAUUGAAAUAUGUUACUCCAACACAGUUUUGUCUUUUAGUCUAUGAACUUCUGUGUGGAUGUGAUACAGUUUAUGUGGAACUGAUGUGCACUUUUGAAUAAAGGAGUUUCAGUGGAGCGCUUUUUUCAGUGUAGGUGGACUCUAUAGGACUGAAUGUAAGGUUCCCAUGUCAUGGUGCUGCAAGUCUCAAACACCUGUUGGACGGCGAACCGAAACGACUUUCCAAACAUAUCUCUAGGGAAAACCCAGCAGGGCAGAGAACAAGUGACAUUGAAACAUCGAAACCACAAAGGCCUACAUCAUCUUAAAGGCAAUGCAAAGGCCUGACGAAUUAUUCUGCCCAACAUUUAAGGGACUUUUUGAUGUCUGUACUUCACAUCUACCCAUCAUUCUCCUUCAUGAAGCUUCUCAUAUUCCCAGUCGGGCCCGACUGAUAUGAGCAUUGUGUUUUCGAUACAAUACAGAUUUUAAGGAUGAUGGCCGAUGAUUUUGGUCAAUGUUUUUAUAAUUGUAUUUGAUUUGGAAUACCACACUGUGCAAAAGUCAGAGACCGUUAUUUCAUUUAUUUCAUUUCUAAUCAAAACAGACAAAAUUAUUUAUUUUUCAGCCUCA